CAUUCCACAGACAACCAAUCAGAAACAGGUUUAAUAUAAAGGCAGUCAGAAUCACUUCAUUUUCUUAAGUCAUAAUUUCUAUUUUCAAAAUUCCACAGAGCCAAAUUCGUCAUGGUUCAUGUAAGAACAAUUUCUGGUAACGAAAAUUGAGCAAAAUCAAGAAAAACAACAGAAAAGUAAACAUGGGAACACAUAGUCCGAGCUCCAGUUUGCAUUCGUGCAUGGGAACCGUCAGUAGCAAGAUUCUGCAUCCAACUAAGAGAUACAUCGUGAAAGGAAAAUUUGUUGUACAACAGAACCAGGGUCGAUCAGGUCCUGGAAAAUCAGCAUCCAUUCAGAUUUAUAGCAGCACUGAAAUCGACCCAAGCACAGGCAAAGGAAAGCUGAGUGAGAAAGUGUACCUCAAGCACGCAAAGAGCAAGAAACAUGACGGAAUAAAAAUAACAACAUAUCAAACAAAGCUCCGCAUUGAGCAGAAUUUUGGAAUUCCUGGAGCACUUCUCGUAACCAACAAACACAAGCAUGAAUUUUUCCUUGAAUCUGCAGCGCUAGAAUUUAAAGACCGUCAAACCAUUCAUUUCCACUGCAGAUCUUGGGUAUACCCAGUCCAAAUGACAAAAUCAGCGCGCUUGUUCUUCUCAACCACAUGUUAUCUGCCAAAAGAAACACCUAAUGCUUUGGUGGAGUUAAGGAAGUUAGAACUUGAAAGCUUGAGGGGAGAUGGAAUUAAAGAAAGAAGCAAAUGGGAUCGAAUCUAUGAUUAUGACUAUUACAAUGAUCUUGGUCGCCCAGAUAAAAGUCCAAAACACACUAGACUAGUCCUGGGCGGUUCAGAAGCACAUCCAUAUCCUCGCAGGGCAAGGACUGGUUGCCCUCCUAGCAGCACCGAUCCCUCAAGCGGGCACCAACUGAAAACAAUCGACUUGGAUGUAUAUGUUCCUCCAGACGAGCAACUUAGCCCCAAAAAACUUUCAGACUUAACAUCUAAUAUAGUCCAGGCUGCUGUACAUUUUCUUAUCCCUGAGGCAAAAUCUUUAUCCAAACAAGAUUCGGGUACGUUUAAGUCAUUUGAUGAAAUACGUGGCAUGUUCACUAGGAAGAGAAGUCGAGCAAUUGAGGGAAAGGUUGCAGAGAAAUUAAAGAAGUUGGUACCAGAUGAGCUUUUUGAAGAGAUUGUCCAUGCCAGUAAACAAGACUUGAAUAUUCCAUUGCCUCAAAUUCUAUCAGAGAAAGACUUGGCUUGGAGGGACGACGAGGAGUUUGGACAUCAAAUGCUUGCAGGAGUUAACCCCACACGCAUUCAGUGUUUGCAGCGCUUCCCACCAGAAGGCAAAAACGGAGAGAGUAAAAUAAAGGUAUCAGACAUAGAACACAACUUAGAUGGCUUGGACAUUUAUCAGGCUAUGUAUCAAUGGAGGAUGCUCGUCUUGGAUCACCAUGAUUAUCUCAUGCCCUUUCUAGGCAGAAUGAACAAAAAGGGCGUUUGUGCAUAUGCAUCAAGAACACUGUUUUUCUUGCGAGACGAUUCCACACUGAAGCCAGUAGCAAUUGAACUUAGCUUGCCCGGGUCUCUUCAGCACAAAGAGGUCAGCCGGGUAUUCCUACCAGCAAGUGAAGGAACUGAAGCAGCACUUUGGCAACUUGCUAAAGCUCAUGUAGCAUCUAAUGACUCAGCAUACCAUCAAUUAAUCAGCCAUUGGUUGCACACUCAUGCAGUUAUUGAGCCAUUCGUUAUUGCAAGUAGAAGGCAGUUGAGUGUUAUGCACCCAAUUCACCGGCUGUUAGAUCCUCAUUUUAAAGAUACUAUUCAUGUAAAUGCAUUGGCUCGGAGAAUCCUUAUUAACUCUGGAGGAAUCCUUGAGAAGACUCUGUUUACUGGUGAAAUAUCUAUGGAAUUAUCUGCUGAACUCUACAAGGACUGGAGAUUCGAUGAACAAGCUCUCCCUGCCGAUCUUCUUAAAAGACAACUGGCCCUGGAAGACCCAGACAGUCCCACUGGGGUUCAGCUUCUUUUCGAGGAUUAUCCCUAUGGUGCAGAUGGACUUGAGGUAUGGCGUGCCAUUAAGACAUGGGUAACAGACUAUUGCUCCAUUUUCUACAGAGACGAUGAUUCAGUCAAGAUGGACAUAGAAAUCCAAGCAUGGUGGACAGAAGUUAAAAACGUAGGUCAUGGUGAUAAGCACAAUGAGACAUGGUGGUAUGAAAUGACAACUAUCUCCAACCUAAUAAAGGUUAUAACAACUCUCGUAUGGAUUACAUCAGCCUUUCAUGCAUCAGUGAACUUUGGACAAUAUGCAUAUGCCAGUUACCCUCCUAAUCGUCCCAUGCUAUGUAGAAAAUUCAUACCAAAGGAAGGAGGAAAAGAAUUUGCUAAGUUCCUAAUAGAUCCAGAUAAAUUCUAUCUUAAUAUGUUGCCCGAAAGAUAUGAAACAGCCCUUGGCAUCGCAUUGACAAAGGUUCUCUCACAGCAUAGCUCUGAUGAAGAGUACUUGGGACAGAGGCCAUUUGAGUGGACUGACAAUAAAGAAGUUCAACUAUCUUUUGAAAAGUUUACCGCAGAGCUAAAAGAGAUAGAGAAAAAAAUCUGCGAGAGAAAUGAAAAUCCAAGGUUUAGGAACAGAUGGGGCACUGCCAAGAUACCAUACAAAUUUCUUGACCCGGAUACAUCAAAUGUUCAAUCAAAAGGAGGCAUCACCGGAAAAGGGAUCCCUAAUAGUAUAUCUAUAUAACACAUCUUCCUUGUAUGGUAAACUUUAAAUGAUAGUUAGGUUAUACCCUCAAAAUGAAGUGAUUCUCUAAUAAACUCUAGAUAAAGUUGAUCAAGCAUCUUAGGCACUACAUUUCGUGGUCCAACUAUAUACUCCCUAUGUCCCAUAAAAUAGAAACAGUUGACACUUUUAGUGUCCCAUAAAGAUAGAACAAAUUUCCACAUUUAAUGUUAGCUAAGAAAAAAUUAUCAAAAUACUCCUAAUAUUCUUAUUA
Messenger RNA from Mercurialis annua (annual mercury), 2982 nucleotides. RefSeq names its product linoleate 9S-lipoxygenase 6-like. Gene Ontology annotation, molecular function: protein binding; oxidoreductase activity, acting on single donors with incorporation of molecular oxygen, incorporation of two atoms of oxygen; metal ion binding. The transcript has 9 exons. Gene Ontology annotation, biological process: lipid oxidation. The record is from RefSeq and is a predicted model, not a curated record. NCBI's taxonomy places the organism in Eukaryota, Viridiplantae, Streptophyta, Magnoliopsida, Malpighiales, Euphorbiaceae. Bases 183 to 2729 code for a protein of 848 amino acids.